Messenger RNA from Chrysochloris asiatica (Cape golden mole), 615 nucleotides. It is a transcript of the gene ODF4, whose product is annotated as outer dense fiber of sperm tails 4. The record is from RefSeq and is a predicted model, not a curated record. Lineage: Eukaryota; Metazoa; Chordata; Mammalia; Afrosoricida; Chrysochloridae.
AUGGUCCAUUGCCAGGAGUCCAUGCUGGCCCUGCGAUGGACAACUACCUCCAGCUGGACAUUACAGGUGCUGGCCUCAGAGCUCAGCCUAAUCACUUUCAUCCUGCUGCUGGUGCUGGUCUUCUCCAAGAAAUGGCUGUACCUCUCCAGGAGCCGCUUCUACCAGCGCUGGCCAGCAAAUGUCAGUGCUAAAAUCCACACCAAGGCCCAGAUCAUGUCCAUGGUCUUGCAUAUCUGUCACAACCUAGAGCAUGGGAAAGUCACCUUCAUUUUCUUCACCCUCAUGUUGUUCCCUAUUAACCUCUGGAUCUUUGAAUGGAAGAAUAAUUUAUCAGUUCCCAUUGGCUGGAGCUAUUUCGUUGGUUGGCUGGUGUUUUUUCUGUAUGUUGCCUGUGCGGUCCUUUGCUACUUCAACCAAAACAAUUUCUGGAGUCUGGUUCUGACACGACCCUUUGGCACCGUGUCCUGCAGCAGUGUAAGUGCUGCUGAAAACUUUCUGAAUGAGGACAUAGAGACUACUGGCUGCAAGCUGGAAGCCGAGAAUCUUCGGAAAAAUGAUAUCCCUAUACCCUUUCCUGAGGGCUCCUUAGGCAUCAGGUUCUGUCCAUUUUUCUGA